Messenger RNA from Strongyloides ratti, 519 nucleotides. RefSeq lists its product as hypothetical. The transcript is spliced from 2 exons. Lineage: Eukaryota; Metazoa; Nematoda; Chromadorea; Rhabditida; Strongyloididae. The record is from RefSeq and is a predicted model, not a curated record. The coding region runs from base 1 to 519 and encodes 172 amino acids.
AUGAUACCAGAGCAAGAGUUAACUGUUAUUCUUUCAUUUUAUCAUUCUCCUAUGCUACAAUCAACUGACAAAAAUAAAUCUCAAGAAGAUAAUAAAGAUGAAGAGAUCAAAAAAAAUAUUGAAGAAGAAAAAAUUAUUGAAAAUAAUAUGAAUGAUACUAAUUAUUUAACUCCAUCUUUGAAAUCUACCUCUACAACAGUAUUUAAAUUUCAUGAUUUUGAUAAUGAUUUAGAAAAAGAAAGUAAAGAAGGUAUUCCAACAUUACCUUCAAAUCCACCACCCCUUAUUAAUACAGAAGUUAAGUCAAAUUUUAAACUUUUACGUGAAACUUUUGAACAAAAAAGUAAUAUAAAAAAUCAGGAGAUCAAGAAGUUAGAAGAUAAUAAAAUGUCUAGUGCUGGAAGACUUGUUCAAGAGGCUAAAAUCUCUGAAAAGAGAUGGUCAUCUCAUCCUGAACGUGUUGUUGAGGGAACACCACCAAAACCAGUAAGUUUUUUUUUUAGUUUAAAAAAGAGUUAA